Molecule: messenger RNA, 577 nt
Organism: Rhizophagus irregularis DAOM 181602=DAOM 197198
Lineage: Eukaryota; Fungi; Glomeromycota; Glomeromycetes; Glomerales; Glomeraceae
Source: RefSeq, a predicted model, not a curated record
UAUAUUGGAAUAUAUUUAUUAAUGAUUGAAUUUAUGCAAAUAAGAAAGUAUAAAAUCAAAUAUAUUACGAUAUUUAAUAUUUUUAAUUUAAGCAGUAUUAUUUUGGGUAUAAUUGUUUUUUCUUUAUGUGUUAUGUUUUAUGCUGGAUUUAUUGUUGCAAUUGGAGAAGAUAUAAAUCUUAUUUUAAGAUCAAUAACUACAUUAACACUUUGGAUUGAACUGCUCUUAUGGCUUCGAAUAUUUUCAGUAAUAGCCAUAAAUAUAUUUAUUUUUGGAAAUAUUUUAAAAACGAUUAUACCAUUUUUUGCUUUUAUGUUUAUUCUAAUAAUUGCAUUUGCACAUUCAUUACAUAUGAUGGUACCAAUUUCAUUGCGCAAAAUUGAAGAUUAUCCUUUUCAUACAAUAUGGGAAUCUAUACUUUCCAUGUACUUUUUGAAUUCAAUUAGUUUAAGUACUUACAAUUAUAUACCAUUAAAAUUUUUCUCUUUCAUAGCUAAUAUUAUUAUAGUUCUUGUUUUAAUAAACAUGAUUAUUGCAUUAAUGAAUGACACAUUUAAUAAGGCUAGAGAGGAUAGUA